Molecule: messenger RNA, 1658 nt
Organism: Olea europaea var. sylvestris
Lineage: Eukaryota; Viridiplantae; Streptophyta; Magnoliopsida; Lamiales; Oleaceae
Product: serine/threonine-protein phosphatase PP1 isozyme 2-like
Exons: 4
Coding region: 228-1157 (309 amino acids)
Cellular component (GO): nucleus; cytoplasm
Molecular function (GO): protein serine/threonine phosphatase activity
Source: RefSeq, a predicted model, not a curated record
UGGGCAUCUUGCGAUUAAGAGUUACAGUGGUCUCCUUCUUCACUCCUCUCGCUAUUUCGUUUUUCUUUCAUCUCAUAUUCUCUCCCUUGUUUACAGCAAGACAAUUGAAACCUCAAGAAUUGAUUUUUUUUUUUAUCUUUUUUUUCAUUCUUUGCUUUUUGGGGGGGGGUGAAAUUAGGGUUUGUUAUGCUGUUACAGUUUUAGGGAAUAGAAGGGAGGGGAGAGAAAUGGCGGCAAAUGGACAGGGAGGGAUUGAGCCUGCUGUUCUAGAUGAUAUUAUCAACCGCCUUUUGGAGUUCAGGAACCCUAGGACGCCGCGCCAGGUACAGCUUUCGGAAAAUGACGUCCGAGCUCUCUGUACCACGUCCCGCGAAAUUUUCCUCUCGCAACCCAAUCUUCUUGAGCUCGAAGCCCCCAUUAAGAUCUGCGGAGACAUUCAUGGGCAGUAUGAAGAUCUUUUAAGGCUUUUUGACUAUGGUGGACUGCCUCCUGAGGCUAAUUAUUUGUUCUUGGGGGACUAUGUGGACCGUGGCAAACAUAGUAUAGAGACAAUAUGCCUUCUUCUUGCCUACAAAAUCAAAUAUCCCGAGAAUUUCUUUCUCUUGAGAGGAAAUCAUGAAUGCGCUUCUAUUAAUAGGAUAUAUGGAUUCUAUGAUGAAUGUAAACGCCGAUUCAACGUGAAACUAUGGAAAGUCUUUAGUGAUUGUUUUAAUUGCCUUCCUGUGGCUGCUCUUGUGGAUGAUAAAAUAUUCUGCAUGCAUGGUGGUCUUUCUCCUGAUCUAACAAACUUAGAUCAAAUUAGAAAUUUGCCUCGCCCAACUGAUAUUCCUGAUUCUGGUUUGCUUUGUGACCUACUAUGGUCGGAUCCCACUAGAGAAAUUAGAGGUUGGGGGAUGAAUGACAGGGGCGUCUCUUACACAUUUGGUCCAGAUAAGGUGACUGAAUUUUUAAUGCAGCAUGAUAUGGACCUUGUUUGUCGUGCCCAUCAGGUAGUGGAAGAUGGAUAUGAAUUUUUUGCUGAUAGGCAGCUAGUUACAAUUUUUUCUGCUCCCAACUAUUGUGGUGAAUUUGAUAAUGCCGGUGCAAUGAUGAGCGUUGAUGAAAGUUUGAUGUGUUCGUUUCAGAUAUUGAAACCCGCUGAUAGAAAGCGGUUCUAGUGAACUGAAAUUUGGUCAUUGGGCUUGGUUCUCCAAGAACGCCCUGUAGGGAUGGAUAUUUAACUCAUGAAAUCGACCACCGAUGAAUAUCAAGUUUGAUCUUGGAGGACUAUUGGUGUGGGUUAAGGCGCAAGAGGUCAAGGCGCAGGGUGGAGAUCAAGACGUUGUCGGUCAAGGUACAUGAAGUCAAGGCGUAGAAUGGAGGUUACGAUACAAAUAAUUUCUCCACAAAGCAAGCAUUCCAACCUAUUGAUGAAUGGUUGGUCAUGAAUUGCUUGAUUAUGAAAUUGAAUAACUAGCCAAUCAAUUUCAUUCCUCAGUUCUACUUGUACCAUACAUACCCAAGUUUUGUGGAUUGUUCAGGCUUUGUCAUUAAACAAAAUUCCAAACACAAUGUAGAUGUAGAUAGUAUGUGAGGCGUGAGCCAAUAGUUACUAGAGAGGUGUGGAAUUUCAAAAGAAUAUGCACAAUGGGUUGAUGAAAAUUGCAUGGUUUGUAGUC